Messenger RNA from Chlamydomonas reinhardtii, 2569 nucleotides. RefSeq lists its product as uncharacterized. Gene Ontology annotation, molecular function: calcium ion binding. The coding region runs from base 261 to 1334 and encodes 357 amino acids. The record is from RefSeq and is a predicted model, not a curated record. Lineage: Eukaryota; Viridiplantae; Chlorophyta; Chlorophyceae; Chlamydomonadales; Chlamydomonadaceae. The transcript has 10 exons.
GUUAAGCAUACACGACGCAUUGAAACGCACGGCACGGCAGGGUGGAAAGCCGGGCCCACAUCCGGGAUGGUGUACCAUUUCGUGCAUGCAAAUGGGUGUCUUGGUGUUCUGUUUGCGCCUAGCUUUGCGCGUUGGAGUUCCUGAUACAUAGCGACCUGUUUGCAGCAUCAAGCGCGUUCUAGAAACGAAUUCUUGGGACUCGAGUCCUGGCUUGUUGUCCUAAUCGCGUUUAGGGCGCAUUUCGCCAGGAAUAAGCAAACAUGAUUGCAAUUCGCACUGCCCACAUGCUGAGCGGAGCCCAGCGCGCGGGAUCGGGCACCCGGGUGCCCCGGUGCAGCGCUCGCUCCGUCCGCGUUGUGCCCCGCGCGGCUACUUUCGAGGGCUUGAUGGACGAUGCCAGCAAGGCCAAGAUGGAGGAGCUGGAGCGGCGCUUCAAGAUGGCUGAUGUGGACGGGAACGGCCACAUCGAUCGUGAGGAGCUGCGUAACCUGCUGGAGUCCAUGGAGAGCGGCGAGGUGUAUAUGAUGAGCCAGCACUGGCUUCCUGAGGACGAGCUGGAGCGCUGCAUGGAGCAGUACGACGUCAACAAAGACGGCGUCAUCAGCUUCGAGGAAUUCAAGCAGAUCAUCUAUGACGGGCUGCUGCUGGAGGGCACCCUGGCCGAGUACGAGAGCGCCUUCAAGGCGGUGGACAAGAGCGGCAACGGCACCAUUGGCGCCACCGAGCUGAGCAAGCUGUUUGCCUCGCUGGGCAACCCUGUGUCGCUGGAGAAGCUGGUUGACCUCAUGCAGAUGUACGACAAGGACGACAGCGGCCAGAUCGAGUUCCCCGAGUUCCUGCUCAUGUUCCGCAACAGCCUGCUGGACCUGAAGGACAUGACCACCUACAUGACGCUGGACGAGGCGGGUGCCGGCAGCAGCGGCAGCCUGGUGGACGCUGUCGAGGGCGACAUGACGCUCAUCUUCAGCGAGGAGGAGCUGGACGCGCUCAUCUCCGCCAACCCCGACAAGCUGGUGGUGGUGUUCGGCGCGCUCACAUGGUGCCGGCCCUGCAAGGGCAUGCAGCGGCCCGUGCAGAAACUGGCGGAGCACUACAAGGACCACAUCGUGUUUGUGAAGCUGUUCGGUAACGCCAACAAGCAGACCAAGCGCAUCUUUAAGGAGCGCUUCCAGAUCCGCUCCACGCCGUGCUUCAUCACGCUGCGCAAGGGCGAGCCCGUGUACACACAGACCGGGUCCAACAAGGAGAAGCUUGAGGCGGGACUCCGGUCGCUGAUCGCCAACCCGCCCGUGGGUAUGAUCUACCCGUCUGCGGAGGCGCUGGCGGCCCUGUAACGCGGCGGUAGCAGUAGCAGCAGCAUGGUGCUAGGAAGAGGCGGCGGCUGCGGCAACAGCAGAGUGACUGUAGCAGCAGGAGCGGCGGCUGUAGCAGCAGGAGCGUGUGUGCAGAGUCUGGCGGGCAGCGGGGCAAGAGGCGGAGGCAUGGCAAAAGGGCACGUGCGACGGCAGGACAGACUUGAGCAAGCCGCGGCAACGCACAGUUAAAGUUAAAACAUGAUUUGUUUUUGCAUUAGAGCUGUCAAAGGACUGCCUGCAGUUUUGAUGAGAGGAGGGCGCGGUUGAAGUGCAGCAAUAAUGGUUUUGAGGCCUUAUCAAAGGGCAGGCGCACGGUGGGGGGGGGCAGUCCUGGGCCUUUGGGGUGAGAUGGAAUGUCGGUUGGCUCACUCGCAGGCUGUGUUGGUGGCAAUGGUUACGGCGCGCAGAGCGCGUUCGAGAUUCAGACCGGUGUGAUUGCGGCCGAGGCAUCUGUUGCAGUCAGCCUGGCAGCGACUGAGCAUGUUUAGGUCGGGGCCAUGUGCCAGUAUCAGAUUGGGAUCAGUUUUGUUCUUCUGGUGUUUUGCGAAUGGGCUGCUGGCGGGUUUGCCGUGGACCAGGCAGGGGCGCCACAGCGUCGGGCAAGCCGAGCCGCGGGUUUGCGACUUGGCGUGUGAGUUUGGCCGUCUGGCGUACAUUCCCUGGUGUCUGUGCCCAUGAUUGCAGCUAGGGGUUUGUGGCGGCAACGAAGCAGCGUCAAUUGUUGUCUUCAUCGCAUUGGGGCGGUGAGGCUGUAUCGGCGAUGCGGCGACGCGUGGCCUCAGGCGGUGAGGAAGUGGACCAGUGGACGUGGGUUGGGUUUUGCGGGGACAGCCCCGCCGAGGGCGGCGGGGCUAAAGUGGCAUAGCAGGGCACAGGCGCAGGUGACAGGGCCAUGAAAGGACAAGCACUUUGGUACGGCAUGACUUGCCUGUGCUGCUCUGUUCUUCAGGCGCGAGGUUGGAUACGGUGUUGGGCGCUCGGGCGGAUGGGGUGGUGUGUGUGUGUGUGUGUGGGGGGGGGGGGGGUUGACCGAGGCGUGAGGGCCAGUUCCAGGGCGAACUGUCAGUCAACAUUACUCACAUGGGUUCUGCACGACUCCAAGAGCAGUCAAGAGCGCAUUCGAAGCAAAGCACUGAACCGUAUCAUCAUCACAGCGCGGCCCUGCGCUACGCUUGCCGCGCUUGCCGAGCGCGAGAAGCUUCGCUGAAAGCUAU